CCCCAUCCGCCACCUGGCUGCGUCUCGUUUUAACCUUUUCGCAUUUCUUCUCUUCUUCCUUUUUUUCUACCAAUUCACUUUUUCGCUAUUUCCUACUGCCUUUACUUCUACAGAAGAAAACAAGGACAAAUCUUGCAAUCAUGUGUGGCAUCUUCGCCUGCCAUCGUCACCCCGACGUUCAAAAAUUCAAGCCUACGGCUCUCAAGCUUGCUAAGCAGAUCCGUCACCGAGGUCCCGACUGGAGCGGAAGCAUUAUUUCCAACAACACUAUUCUCUGCCAUGAACGUCUCAGUAUCGUCGGUGUCGACUCUGGUGCCCAGCCAUUGACCAACGAAGAUGAUUCAAUUGUUCUCGCUGUCAAUGGCGAGAUUUACAACCACCGUCUUCUGCGCAAAAACUUUGCCAAGCCUUACCCUUUCAAGACACAUUCUGAUUGCGAAGUCAUUAUCCCCUUGUAUCUUGAACAUGGCACUGAUGCACCCACCCACCUGGACGGCAUGUUCUCUUUCGUUCUUUACGACAAGAAGGAGGACAGAGUCAUUGCAGCCCGCGACCCCAUCGGAAUCACGACCUUUUACCAAGGCUGGUCUUGGAAGGAACCCGAUGCCGUAUACUUUGCCUCUGAGCUCAAGUGCCUCCAUCAGGUUUGCGACAAGAUUGUUGCCUUUCCUCCUGGUCACGUCUACGACUCUAAGACUGGCGAGACCAACCGCUACUUCAAGCCUACUUGGUGGGAUCCCACCAACGUUCCCUCGACUCCUGUCGACUACAUGGCCAUCCGCCACUCGCUUGAGAAGUCAGUACGCAAGCGUCUGAUGGCUGAAGUCCCAUACGGAGUACUUCUAUCUGGCGGCCUUGACUCGUCAUUGGUUGCUUCCAUCGCUCAGCGCGAGACUUUACGCCUCAAGCAAAAGGCGGUUGAGGCCAACGCUGCUGCUCGUGAAGCCGAGUCUGGUGAGGGUCUUGUCGGUAUCGACGAUGAGAACAACCUUGACACGGUUACCUAUCUUCCUCAGCUCAACUCGUUCUCGAUUGGUCUCCCUGGAUCUCCCGACAACGAAGCCGCCCUCAAGGUCGCCAAGUUCCUCGGCACUAAGCACCACGUCAUGACCUUUACGAUUGAGGACGGUCUCAACGCUCUCUCCGAUGUGAUUUACCACCUGGAGACAUACGAUGUUACCACCAUCCGCGCGUCUACCCCGAUGUACUUGCUGUCACGUAAGAUCAAGGCCAUGGGUGUUAAGAUGGUACUCAGUGGUGAAGGUAGCGACGAGAUCUUUGGUGGCUACCUCUACUUCCAUGCUGCUCCCGACCGCAAGGCCUUCCACGAAGAGACCGUCCGCCGCGUUAAGAACCUGCACCUUGCCGAUUGCUUGCGAGCUAACAAGUCGACUUCCGCCUGGGGCCUCGAGGCUCGUGUCCCGUUCUUGGACAAGGAAUUCCUCGAGGUUUCCAUGAACACCGACCCCAAGGACAAGAUGAUCACUGAGGGCCGCAUGGAGAAGUACAUUCUGCGCAAGGCCUUUGACACGACUGGCGAGGCGGAUAACACCCCCUACUUGCCCGAAGAUAUCCUCUGGAGACAGAAGGAGCAAUUUUCUGAUGGUGUCGGCUACGGAUGGAUUGAUGCACUCAGAGACAACGCUGAGCUACAUGUCACGGACGAGAUGAUGAAGAACCCCAAGGCCGAAUGGGGAGCAGAUAUCCCCGAUACAAAGGAGGCCUACUGGUACCGUCUCAUGUUUGACGAGCACUUUCCUCCCCGUUGCGCUUCCACCGUCAUGCGCUGGACCCCUACCUGGUCUAAGCAGAGUGACCCAAGUGGCCGCGCCAUUUCCACGCAUAACAAAAAGUACGACAACGCCGUCUAAGAGGCGUUUUUGAGUUUUAUGCAGAAGGCUGCUUGGAAGAAUUCUGUUGGGGCGAAGCCAGCUCUGGCAAGCCUCUUUUUGUUUGUAUAGAUGCCAGACUAGUGAAAUAUAAAAUGGGAUAUGU
[Torrubiella] hemipterigena is the source of this 1995-nucleotide messenger RNA. NCBI's taxonomy places the organism in Eukaryota, Fungi, Ascomycota, Sordariomycetes, Hypocreales, Clavicipitaceae. The record is from the annotation of a GenBank genome assembly.